Molecule: messenger RNA, 6797 nt
Organism: Octodon degus (degu)
Lineage: Eukaryota; Metazoa; Chordata; Mammalia; Rodentia; Octodontidae
Gene: Plxna2
Product: plexin A2
Exons: 32
Coding region: 646-6375 (1909 amino acids)
Biological process (GO): positive regulation of axonogenesis; regulation of GTPase activity; semaphorin-plexin signaling pathway involved in axon guidance
Cellular component (GO): semaphorin receptor complex
Molecular function (GO): semaphorin receptor activity; protein binding
Source: RefSeq, a predicted model, not a curated record
CCGGCGCAGGGCUCGCCGCCGCCGGGAGAGCGCGCUCCGGGUGCAGAGCGGCCGCGCAGGGCUGGAGCGGGAGGGCGGAGGGCGCCGCUGCCGGAUUGCCUCCGCCCGAGACCCCGAGAGCCCGGCGGCCGUGGGGAGCGGCAAGGCGCGACUCGGGUCUGGAGAGCCAGGCUCCCGGAGGAAAUGGGACCGUGAGCCAGCGGGAGCCGCGAGAAGGAAGGAAGCGCCGCGGUCGCUGAUGUCAGAGGAGCCCGGAAAGUCGAGCUGGAAAAAUCCGAAGACAACAGCCGGGGGGUGUGCUGCUAGCCCCGCACAGGCGCCGCUGGCCACCCCCGCGCGUCCCCUCGGCGCCCCUAGAGCCUCCAGCGAGCCGGCGGCUGCGCCCGGCGGGGCUGCUGCGGGGCGGCGGAGCCGGCGGGGCGCGGAGCGGAGCCCGAGCGGCCACUUCAGGAAUACAGAUAAGUGGCAGGCGGCUGGACGUGGGUUUUAAUGCAUCUGGACUCCGUGUGGAUGUGGCCGUGCCCGUGAUUCCGAGCUGCUUGCAGGCGGCAGCCGGCGGCGAGGCUCGGCGAGCGGUGGGGCGGAAGGACAGACCGACGUCGCCGAGCUGGAGCCAUGUGAGGCCGACCCAGGAAGGCGGCAGAGAUGAGCACCUGGGGGAGCUGCCUCCCAGUCUUUGCCCCCCUCAGGAUGGCACAGAGGAAGCGCUGGCCACUGGCCCCGCGGACUGACAGCAGCGCGCCGGUGCUGCUCGCCACACUGUGGGUGCUGCUGGUGCCUGGGGCAGCCGGCAUGCCCCAGUUUAGCGCCUUCCACUCUGAGAAUAGAGACUGGACUUUCAACCACUUGACUGUCCACCAAGGGACAGGGGCCGUGUAUGUGGGGGCCAUCAACCGGGUCUACAAGCUGACGGGUAACCUGACGAUCCAGGUGGCCCACAAGACGGGCCCGGAGGAGGACAACAAGUCCUGCUAUCCGCCGCUCAUCGUGCAGCCCUGCAGCGAGGUGCUCACGCUCACCAACAAUGUCAACAAGCUGCUGCUCAUCGACUACUCCGAGAACCGCCUGCUGGCUUGCGGCAGCCUCUACCAGGGCGUCUGCAAGCUGCUGCGGCUGGACGACCUCUUCAUCCUGGUGGAGCCCUCGCACAAGAAGGAGCACUACCUGUCCAGUGUCAACAAGACAGGCACCAUGUAUGGCGUGAUCGUGCGCUCUGAGGGCGAGGACGGCAAGCUGUUCAUCGGCACGGCUGUGGACGGUAAGCAGGAUUACUUCCCCACACUGUCCAGCCGCAAGCUGCCCCGAGACCCGGAAUCCUCCGCCAUGCUGGACUACGAGCUCCACAGUGAUUUUGUCUCCUCCCUCAUUAAGAUCCCCUCUGACACCCUGGCCCUGGUCUCCCACUUUGACAUCUUCUACAUCUAUGGCUUCGCCAGCGGGAGCUUCGUGUACUUCCUCACUGUGCAGCCGGAGACCCCGGAGGGGGUGUCCAUCAACUCCGCCGGGGACCUCUUCUACACCUCUCGCAUCGUGCGUCUCUGCAAGGACGACCCCAAGUUCCACUCCUAUGUAUCCCUGCCCUUUGGCUGCACGCGGGCAGGUGUGGAGUACCGCCUCCUACAGGCCGCUUACCUUGCCAAGCCCGGAGAGGCGCUGGCCCAGGCCUUCAACAUCAGCAGCCAGGACGACGUGCUCUUUGCCAUCUUCUCCAAAGGGCAGAAGCAGUACCACCACCCACCCGACGACUCCGCCCUGUGUGCCUUCCCCAUCCGCUCCAUCAACCUGCAGAUCAAGGAGCGUCUGCAGUCCUGCUACCAAGGCGAGGGCAACCUGGAGCUCAACUGGCUGCUGGGCAAGGAUGUCCAGUGCACUAAGGCGCCUGUCCCCAUUGACGACAACUUCUGUGGACUGGACAUCAACCAGCCCUUGGGAGGAUCUACCCCAGUGGAGGGCCUGACCCUGUACACCACCAGCCGGGACCGCAUGACCUCCGUUGCCUCCUAUGUUUACAAUGGCUACAGUGUGGUUUUCGUGGGGACAAAGAACGGCAAACUGAAAAAGAUUCGAGCUGAUGGCCCCCCGCACGGUGGGGUCCAGUACGAGAUGGUCUCUGUGCUCAAAGACGGGAGCCCCAUCCUCCGCGACAUGGCCUUCUCCAUUGAUCAGCGCUACCUGUACAUCAUGUCUGAAAGGCAGGUCACCAGGGUCCCUGUGGAGUCAUGCGAGCAGUACACGACUUGUGGCGAGUGCCUGAGCUCGGGUGACCCUCACUGUGGCUGGUGCACCCUGCACAACAUGUGCUCCCGCAGGGACAAGUGCCAGCGGUCCUGGGAACCAAAUCGCUUUGCCGCCAGCAUCAGUCAGUGCAUGAGCCUGGCAGUGCAGCCCAGCAGCAUCUCUGUGUCUGAGCACAGCCAGAAGCUCAACCUGGUUGUGAGUGACUCUCCAGAUCUGUCUGCAGGCAUCACCUGUGCCUUUGGGAACCUGACAGAGGUGGAAGGGCGGGUGGCCGGCAGCACUGUCAUCUGCAUGUCUCCUGGGCCCAAGGAUGUCCCUGCCAUCCCUCUGGAUCAAGACUGGUUUGGACUAGAGCUGCAGCUGAGAUCCAAGGAGACAGGGAAGAUAUUUGUCAGCACUGAGUUCAAGUUUUACAACUGCAGUGCCCACCAAUUGUGCCUGUCCUGUGUCAACAGCGCCUUCCGCUGCCACUGGUGCAAGUACCGCAACCUCUGCACUCAUGACCCCACCACCUGCUCCUUCCAGGAGGGCCGCAUCAAUAUUUCAGAGGACUGUCCCCAGCUGGUGCCCACAGAGGAGAUCCUGAUUCCAGUUGGGGAGGUAAAGCCCAUCACCCUCAAGGCUCGCAACCUGCCCCAGCCGCAGUCCGGCCAGCGCGGCUAUGAAUGCGUCCUCCACAUCCAGGGGGCCGUCCACCGGGUCCCCGCCCUGCGCUUCAACAGCUCCAGUGUCCAGUGCCAGAACAGCUCGUACCAGUACGACGGGAUGGACAUCAGCAGCCUGGCCGUGGACUUCGCCGUCGUGUGGAAUGGCAAUUUCAUCAUAGAUAACCCUCAGAACCUGAAAGUGCACCUCUACAAGUGCGCAGCCCAGCGGGAGAGCUGUGGCCUCUGCCUCAAGGCUGACCGCAAGUUUGAGUGUGGCUGGUGUAGUGGAGAGCGCAGAUGCACCCUUCACCAGCACUGCACCAGCCCUUCCAGCCCCUGGCUCGACUGGUCCAGCCACAAUGUCAAGUGCUCCAACCCCCAGAUCACUGAGAUUCUGACAGUGUCUGGACCACCUGAAGGAGGGACUCGAGUGACUAUCCAUGGCGUGAACCUGGGCCUGGACUUCUCUGAGAUCGCACACCAUGUGCAGGUGGCUGGGGUGCCCUGCGCGCCCCUCGCAGGGGAGUACAUCAUCGCUGAGCAGAUCGUCUGCGAGAUGGGCCAUGCCCUGGUGGGGACCACCUCUGGGCCCGUGCGCCUCUGCAUCGGCGAGUGCAAGCCAGAGUUCAUGACCAAGUCCCACCAGCAGUACACCUUUGUGAACCCUUCAGUGCUGUCACUGAACCCCAUCCGAGGGCCAGAGUCCGGCGGCACCAUGGUGACCAUCACAGGCCAUUACCUUGGUGCUGGGAGCAGUGUGGCUGUGUACCUGGGCAACCAGACCUGCGAGUUCUAUGGGAGGUCAAUGAACGAAAUUGUGUGUGUCUCUCCCCCAUCAUCCAUCGGGCUGGGCCCAGUCCCUGUCUCAGUGAGCGUGGACAGAGCCCGAGUGGAUAACAGCCUGCAGUUCGAGUACAUAGAUGACCCUCGGGUCCAGCGCGUCGAGCCCGAGUGGAGCAUCACCAGUGGCCAUACACCCCUGACCAUCACAGGCUUCAACCUGGAUGUCAUCCAAGAGCCGCGGAUCCGAGUCAAGUUUAAUGGCAAAGAGUCCGUCAAUGUGUGUAAAGUUGUGAAUGCAACCACCCUUACCUGCUUGGCACCCUCUCUGACCACUGAUUACCGCCCUGGCCUGGACACCGUGGAGCGGCCUGAUGAGUUCGGGUUCGUCUUUAACAACGUCCAGUCCUUGCUGAUUUACAAUGACACCAAGUUCACCUACUACCCCAACCCGACCUUCGAGCUGCUCAGCCCGACAGGUGUCCUGGAUCAGAAGCCAGGGUCGCCCAUCAUCCUGAAGGGCAAAAACCUCUGCCCUCCCGCCUCUGGAGGGGCCAAACUCAACUACACGGUGCUGAUCGGCGAGACACCAUGCACAGUCACUGUGUCCGAGACGCAGCUGCUCUGUGAACCCCCCAACCUCACCGGGCAGCACAAGGUCAUGGUCCACGUGGGCGGAAUGGUGUUCUCUCCCGGCUCGGUAAGCGUCCUUGCUGACAGCUUGCUGACCCUGCCGGCCAUCGUCAGCAUUGCGGCGGGUGGCAGCCUCCUGCUUAUCAUUGUCAUCAUUGUCCUCAUCGCCUACAAGCGCAAGUCUAGGGAAAACGACCUCACACUCAAGCGGCUCCAGAUGCAGAUGGACAACCUGGAGUCACGUGUGGCUCUGGAGUGCAAGGAGGCUUUUGCUGAGCUCCAGACCGACAUCAAUGAACUAACCAGUGACCUAGACCGAUCCGGAAUCCCAUACCUGGACUAUCGUACCUACGCUAUGCGAGUCCUGUUCCCGGGCAUCGAGGACCACCCCGUCUUGCGGGAGCUGGAGGUCCAAGGGAAUGGGCAGCAGCACGUGGAGAAGGCCCUGAAGCUCUUCGCCCAGCUCAUUAACAAUAAGGUCUUCCUGCUGACCUUCAUCCGUACCCUGGAGCUGCAGCGCAGCUUCUCCAUGCGCGACCGUGGCAACGUGGCCUCGCUCAUCAUGACUGGUCUGCAGGGCCGCCUGGAGUACGCCACCGACGUGCUCAAGCAGCUGCUGUCCGACCUCAUCGAGAAGAACCUGGAGAACAAGAACCACCCCAAGCUGCUGCUGCGGAGGACCGAGUCUGUGGCUGAGAAGAUGCUAACCAACUGGUUCGCCUUCCUCUUGCACAAGUUCCUGAAGGAGUGUGCCGGGGAGCCGCUCUUCAUGCUGUACUGCGCCAUCAAGCAGCAGAUGGAGAAGGGCCCCAUCGACGCCAUCACAGGCGAGGCCCGCUACUCCCUGAGUGAGGACAAGCUCAUCCGGCAGCAGAUAGAGUACAAGACGCUGAUCCUGAACUGCGUCAAUCCUGACAACGAGAACAGCCCGGAGAUCCCAGUGAAGGUGUUGAACUGUGACACCAUCACGCAGGUCAAGGAGAAGAUCCUAGAUGCUGUGUAUAAGAACGUGCCCUACUCCCAGCGGCCCCGGGCUGUGGACAUGGACUUGGAGUGGCGCCAGGGCCGCAUCGCCCGGGUGGUGCUGCAAGACGAGGACAUCACCACCAAGAUCGAGGGUGACUGGAAGCGGCUCAACACGCUGCUGCACUACCAGGUGUCAGACAGAUCGGUGGUGGCUCUGGUCCCCAAACAGACCUCCUCCUACAACAUCCCUGCCUCUGCCAGCAUCUCUCGGACAUCCAUCAGCAGAUAUGAUUCCUCCUUCAGGUACACGGGCAGUCCUGACAGCCUUCGGUCCCGGGCACCCAUGAUCACCCCAGACCUGGAGAGCGGGGUCAAGGUCUGGCAUCUAGUGAAGAACCAUGACCACGGUGACCAAAAGGAAGGUGACCGGGGCAGCAAGAUGGUGUCUGAAAUCUACCUGACCCGGCUACUGGCCACCAAGGGCACCCUGCAGAAGUUCGUGGAUGACUUGUUUGAGACCUUAUUCAGCACUGUGCACCGGGGCAGCGCCCUCCCUCUGGCCAUCAAAUACAUGUUUGACUUCCUGGAUGAGCAGGCAGACAGACACAGCAUCCAUGACACAGAUGUUCGGCACACCUGGAAGAGCAACUGCCUCCCCCUGCGCUUCUGGGUGAAUGUCAUUAAGAACCCGCAGUUCGUGUUCGACAUCCACAAGGGCAGCAUCACGGACGCCUGCCUGUCGGUGGUGGCCCAGACCUUCAUGGACUCCUGCUCCACGUCGGAGCACCGGCUGGGCAAGGACUCGCCCUCCAAUAAGCUGCUCUACGCCAAGGACAUCCCCAGCUACAAGAGCUGGGUGGAGAGAUACUAUGCAGACAUCGCCAAACUCCCUGCCAUCAGUGACCAGGACAUGAACGCCUACCUCGCUGAGCAGUCCCGCCUGCAUGCCGUGGAGUUCAACAUGCUGAGCGCCCUCAAUGAGAUCUACUCGUACGUCAGCAAGUACAGCGAGGAGCUUAUCGGCGCACUGCAGCAGGACGAGCAGGCCCGGCGGCAGCGGCUGGCCUACAAGGUGGAGCAGCUGAUCAGCGCCAUGUCCAUCGAGGGCUGAGAGAGCCCGCGUUCCUGGGAAGAGGGACCCGUCCAAGCCAUCACGCUGGAGCCUCAGAAGGAAGGACGCGUGCAGGGCACCAGCCCGAGCCUGCUGCCCACUGAGGCUCCGCCCAGGGGAAGGGGAGGCCCUCCCCUGGCGCUAGCCAGGUCUCCUCACGGCCAGUUCCUGUGGGUAGGACAGCAGGCACUGCCGUCCGUCCGUCCAUCCGUGGCUGAGACCUCUAGGGACACCACCGGGAGAGGAAACGGUGGCCCUUCAAGCUGAGAGGCUCGCGCCCCAGCGGCCUGCCUCUGUGACUGCUGCUUUGCAUGAAGCUCACUUGAUGUAUAUUGGGGAAAUAAUGAGAACUUUAUUUAAUUUUUUUAAGAAAAAGGGGGAAAAAAACAGAAAUAAAACAAAACAAAAAGCUUCCCUGUUAA